Messenger RNA from Cladocopium goreaui, 2004 nucleotides. The record is from the annotation of a GenBank genome assembly. Lineage: Eukaryota; Dinophyceae; Suessiales; Symbiodiniaceae.
CAGAGCUUUAGCAGUGCUGGGUUAAGCAAUGUGGCAGCUUGUGCUGUUGAGCAUAGCUGAAGGUCAUUCAAACUUCUUGGUUCAUCAGGGCAGCAGGCAAGUCAUCUCGCUGGAUCCUGCGCCAGCGAGAUAUCAUGAACAGUCUCAGGACCAUUUCGAUGCUGCCAACAACAAUACAUGGCUGCAGGCCUAUUAUGUCAACGAAAGCUUCUGGAAGCCGGGAAGCGAUGCACCCAUAUUUCUUUGUGUCGGGGGUGAAGGUCCUGCACUGGAUGCCUCUGCGGUGCAGCAGUCUGUCCACUGUAACAUUGCAGUUGAGUGGCUGCAGGAAACAAAGGCCUUGAUGUUUGCAUUGGAGCAUCGUUACUAUGGCUGUCAUAACAUGUCAGCUUGUCCUGUGAAGGAUUUCAGUCGGCCAGAUGCCUUGAGUUUCCUGACCUCGCGACAGGCGGUAGAAGACAUUGCGUCCUUUGUGAAGGCCAUGAAUGCGAAGUAUUCUUUGAAGAGGAAUUUGUGGGUCACUUGGGGUGGCAGCUACCCGGGGAUGCUCGCUGGCUGGUCCAGAUUGAAACAUCCUGAACUCAUCCAUGCUGCUGUGGCUUCCUCGGCCCCAGUCUUUGCCACAUUUGACAUGCCCCAGUACUGCGAUCACAUGUCCUUCGCCUACACGGUCUCUCAUUCUGGAGUUGGUGGAAGCGAAGCGUGCAGGGACGCCAUCGGCACAGGGCAUGCCUGGAUUCAGGAGCGCUUCCAAAAGGGCGACUUCCAGACCGUGGUUGAGAAGUUUGGACUUCAAAAUGACAGCCUGUCGUCCUUGGAUAAGCGCAUUGCUUUUGCAUCAACAGGUGUGGCCAAUUUUCCAGCGCAGGAAAAUGAUCCACUGUGCGAGGAAGCCGCGUGCAAUAUUGCCAAGGUCUGCCAGGUAAUGACCAACACUUCCCUUGGAGACGAGGUGAGCCGCUUGGUGACUUUGCGGCAGCUACAGGGCAUCCGAACACUCUCCCAGAAGGGUCAGGUGCAGGCACAGCUGCUGUCUGGUCUGCCGGGCCCAUUGAGGAACACCUUGACUGGCGUUUUGCCGCAAACUGGAGCGCAGCUGCCUGACUUCUGGUUCUACCAAACCUGCAAGGAGUUUGGUUUCUACCAGACUUGCGAGGAUGAUGAUUGCAUGUUCGUGCGUGAUCUUGCGAAUGCCAGCUACAUGGCAAGCCCAUGCAUGAAGCUCUUCAACAUCACGCUUGAGGAUGUGCAGUCGAACAUCGAUUCCACGAAUUAUCAUUACGGCGGGUUCUUGCCGAGCGAUACCAAAGGAAAUCUGGGGAGGUGUGUGAUGUUUCCCAACGGCGAGAUUGAUCCGUGGCAAACUUGCAGCGUACGGCGAGCUCCUGACCCUGAUCUGCCCGUCCUGAUGGUGGACGGAGCGUCGCACCAUGCCUGGACCUGGCCCAGCCGCAGUGAAGACCAGGAGAGUGUGAUGACCGCCCGGAUGAAGAUCCGGCGGCAGGUGGAUCAAUUCUUGCGGAUGGACUGUUCAGAGGUUGGUCAGCCUCACUCGAAAACGACCAACUGGCUUCUCAUUGCUGCAGUGGCUGUUGCAGCCAUUGCCGUGCUGGCUAUGGUCAUUGCUGUGGCUGUACGCCGAUGUCGAAGACCCCGCGCAGUUCUCCUCAACCAGUCGAACAUGAGCCUCCAGCCGCAAUGAGAAAAGUGGCGCCGGGCUACGCCAGGAUCAGGGCUAACAAGUGGUGAAGCACUGGAAGGACCAUGAAGGACAAGUCACGUGUGUGUGUAUAUAUAUAUAUGGUCGUGCAUGCAGUCCGAUUACCACCGUGGCAGGAACGGACAAAUUCAGCCUACAAAGAUUUUUGAGUUUGUUGAGUAGGCAACCAAUGCGUUGAACUGAAGGACAAGCUCUUUCAUGGGUCUGCUAUAGCAGCUUUUCAGGCCUGUGUUUUGCAUGCUGGCGACUUGGAAAGGUCUCGAGCAGAGUGCAAUGAAAAAAAA